Penicillium oxalicum is the source of this 1509-nucleotide messenger RNA. RefSeq lists its product as uncharacterized. Gene Ontology annotation, cellular component: intracellular membrane-bounded organelle; cytoplasm; membrane. The coding region runs from base 1 to 1509 and encodes 502 amino acids. The record is from RefSeq and is a predicted model, not a curated record. The transcript has 3 exons. Gene Ontology annotation, biological process: sphingosine biosynthetic process. NCBI's taxonomy places the organism in Eukaryota, Fungi, Ascomycota, Eurotiomycetes, Eurotiales, Aspergillaceae.
AUGUCGUCCUCGAAUCCGGCCCUGGAGCCGUCGGAACCACCGCGACAGCAUGACUCGACCAUCAUUGUAGACAAAGCUGUCUCCCUCACAUUAAGCAGCGAUUCUCUCCUAAUUGUCGAUGAUCGAUCUCACCACAAAUCCGCCCGUGGGUGCUGUGCGCCAUUCAAGUCGAGCACUCAAAGCGAAUCCACCGUGGCAAUCUCUUUGUACAAUAUCCUGGACGCCGAAAUCAAUCCGACGAGCCUCGUGAUCACGUAUGCGCAACAUUCACACAAGGACAACGUGACCGUGACGGCACUCCGAUACGCGAUCGGAGAGACGGAAAAGCCCGCCAUUGAAGCUUGGAUGACCCGAUUACUGGAUCUCGCCUACGGGUCCGCACAGCGACGCAAGCGAUUGAAGGUCCUGAUCAACCCUCAUGGGGGCAAGGGCAACGCCGCCAGUCUGUAUCAUAAAUACGGGGCGCCGAUCCUCGCUGCUGCUCGGUGUCACUUGGACGUUCAGACGACCGAAUACAACGGCCAUGCCAUCAAGAUCGCGGAGGAGCUCGAUCUCGACGCCUACGACGCGGUAGUUUGUUGCUCUGGAGACGGCUUGCCAUAUGAAGUGUUCAAUGGGCUGGGCAAACGAUCCAAUGGCCGUGAGGCGCUCGCUCGAGUAGCAGUCGCUUUGCUGCCAUGCGGCUCUGGAAAUGGGCUGACGUGGAACUGUUUCGGCACGGGCAGUAAUUCCAUCGCUGCGUUGGGCAUCGUCAAAGGGUUGAGAACACCCAUCGACUUGGUUUCGGUCACCCAAAAGGACUCCCGGACUCUGUCCUUCCUCUCGCAAUCAUUUGGAAUCGUGGCCGAGUCCGAUCUGGCCACCGAGCAUAUUCGCUGGAUGGGCGCUCAACGAUUUACCUACGGCUUCCUCGUUCGACUUCUCCGACGUACAGUGUGGCCUUGUGAUUUGGCCGUCAAGGUUGUCCUGGAUGACAAACAGGCCAUCAAGGAACACUAUAAGUCUUUUAGUCUCAAAGAGGACGAAGACGCCGAUUCAUUGACGGAUCGGAGCCGCAUCGAUGCUGCGCACAAGUCACCGGGUCUCCCAAAGCUCCAGUUUGGCACCGUUCAGGAUGAGCUCCCCGGAGACUGGGAGGUGGUCUCGGGCGAAACGAUGGGCAACUUCUAUGCCGGUAAUAUGGCUAUCAUGUCCAAGGAUGCCAACUUUUUCCCCGCAUCUCUCCCCAACGAUGGACUGAUGGAUGUUGUCACAAUUGACGGCAAUGUCAGUCGGUCGACCUCACUCAAGAUGAUGACUGAGAUCGAAACGGGCGGGUUCUUUGACAUGCCCGAGGUCCAUAUUCGAAAGGCCCUUGCCUAUCGUCUCGUUCCCCAUCAAAAGGAAGGAUACAUUAGCGUCGAUGGAGAACGGAUCCCUUUUGAAGCACUGCAGUGUGAAGUGCACCAGGGCUUGGGUACGGUCCUUUCGAAAUCAAAACGUGUAUAUCAAGCCGAAGGGCCGAAAUGA